GGUCGGCGGGGUGGAGGACAAGAGAGGCGUUGUAGUGUCCAAGCUAGCAUCCUCACGCUGGAACUAAAACCGUCACAAUGGGCGAUGUAUCGCUGUAUUUGACCGACACGUCCGUGGAGCAGCGCUCUCCCACCGGAAGUCCAAAAGCAAGCAGGGAUUUUAGGACGUUGGAGCUGGGCGAGAACCAGAGAAAUGUCCAAAGGGAGAAGACCCCUCGGAGGAUCAUCCAUUUCUCCAGCGGGGAGACCAUGGAGGAGUACAGCACUGACGAAGAGGAGGAGGCAGAGAGGAAAGACCUGCUCUCCUCCCCUGUUGAUGCUGUGAGGUCCAAGAUGACUUGGGGUCCGUACUUCUGGUUCCACAUGUGGAGAGCUGCGUCUUCAACUAUUUCAGCCUGUGAUUACCUCGGGGAGAGAAUGGCCUCGUUCUUUGGGAUUACAUCAGCCAAGUAUCAGUACGCCAUCGAUGAAUACUACAGGACAAAGAAGGAGAGGGAGGAGGAGAAGGAGGAAACCCGCCUGUCAGAAGAGGCUGAACGUGCCUUCGACCAGUCGCGUUCCCAGGAAGGAGACGGGCCAAUCGUCGGGGCAGAACGUCCCGUCGCCCCGCCUCAUGUGACCUACCAGAUCCAAAACGAAAGCCAGCAGAGACAGGUGAGCAGACUAGGUGGCCACGCGGUUGGAAGGCGUGUGGCGGCGCCGUGUGUGAAAGUGCACGCUCAUCGUGACUGCUGCUCCUGGUGUGUUUGCCGCGCAGGACUUCAACAACACCCGCUGGCAGACUCCAACUGCAAAUGCAGGGAGUAUGCUUUCAAGGCUAUAAAUCAAGGCGGACUAACAUCAGUCGCCGUACGAGGGAAGGACUGUGCAGUUGUGGUUACACAGAAAAAAGUACCGGACAAGCUCCUGGAUUCCAACACAGUGUCCCACCUUUUCAGAAUCACAGACAAUAUUGGAUGUGUCAUGUCUGGAAUGACAGCCGACAGCCGCUCCCAGGUUCAGCGCGCACGCUACGAGGCGGCGAAUUGGCAGUACAAGUACGGUUACGAGAUCCCGGUGGACAUGCUGGUUAAACGCAUCGCAGACAUCUCCCAAGUCUACACACAGAACGCCGAGAUGCGACCACUGGGCUGCUGUAUGAUCGUGAUAGGCGUAGACGACGAGAGCGGCCCGCAGGUCUACAAAUGUGACCCGGCAGGAUACUAUUGCGGCUUCAAAGCCACCGCCGCAGGAGUCAAGCAGACGGAAGCCACCAGUUUUCUGGAGAAGAAGGUGAAGAAGAAACUGGACUGGACCUUCGAGCAAACCAUCGAGACGGGGAUCUCCUGUCUGUCGACUGUUCUCUCCAUCGACUUCAAGCCCUCUGAGCUGGAGGUGGGCGUGGUCACAACACAGGACCCCAAGUUCAGGAUUCUGACGGAGACAGAAGUGGACACUCACCUGAUGGCCCUGGCAGAGCGGGACUGAGCCAGCAGGGAGAGAGUGCACAUGUUGGUUUGCUGUACAUUACACACACUGUUUAAUUCAAUAAUAACAAUUAAAAAAAACACAUUUUGAAGUAAAA
Messenger RNA from Entelurus aequoreus (snake pipefish), 1563 nucleotides. Its product is annotated as proteasome subunit alpha type-6. NCBI's taxonomy places the organism in Eukaryota, Metazoa, Chordata, Actinopteri, Syngnathiformes, Syngnathidae. Bases 78 to 1466 code for a protein of 462 amino acids. The record is from RefSeq and is a predicted model, not a curated record. The transcript is spliced from 12 exons. Gene Ontology annotation, cellular component: proteasome core complex, alpha-subunit complex; proteasome core complex; nucleus. Gene Ontology annotation, biological process: ubiquitin-dependent protein catabolic process.